AAGAAAGCGCUGCCCUCCGCGCCGGACCCCGCGGCUCGCUGCCGGCGCGUUGGGGUCCUUAUAGCCAUGGCCUACGAGCCGACCUACCAGUCACCUCAAUUCCAUGGAGGUGAUGGUAUGGUGACCCCGAGUGGCAGCAUUGAGAGCCAGCAGGGCAGAUGUACACUGGACGAACCAGUCACCGAAACCAUUAUGAGAGAUCUGAGGUCUAUUGGUAUGAAGCUCAAAUAUGUGAUGCUUCCAAGAGCGCGCGAGGACAAAGGACAAGGACUUCGAGAGUGGGAUCUCUGGGGCCCAUUGGUGCUCUGUUUGGCCCUCGGAAUCAUGCUCUCGAUGCACGCAGAGCAGGCUAGCUUGGCUUUUGGGCUGGUCUUCAUCAUUGUUUGGGUCGGAUCAGGCAUUGUGACCAUCAACGCGCUCCUGCUGAAGGGGAAGAUCAGCUUCUUCCAGUCAGCCAGGGGCUUCUUCACAUUAGCCUGCAAGAGGGGGAGGGAGCGAAUUCCUGGUGAACUGGGCCAUCUUCUGCCUGUGGGGGUACACCUCCCUCCCCGAGGAUAUUGCAUUUUCCCCUUGGUGAUCGCAGCCUUUUGCUCAUUGAUGCUCAACGUCAUUUGGCUCAAGGUGAUCUUCGUGACCAUCGGCUUCACCUGGGCCACCGGCGCCUCUGUGAAUUUUAUGUCGGAGCUUUUACCCGAGGAUCGGAAGGCCCUUGGCGUCUACCCGGUGUGGCUUUUCUACGUGGCCAUUGCUUGGCUGAUUCUGAUCUCCUGAGUCCAUCGCCGGAAGCAGCAGCGAUGGAAAGGUCGCCCGCCGACGAGAGUGAUCGGACUGGAGUCCAUGGAGGCAGCAAGCCAAGCUUGUGACAUUGUGAAGC
Messenger RNA from Durusdinium trenchii, 874 nucleotides. Lineage: Eukaryota; Dinophyceae; Suessiales; Symbiodiniaceae. The record is from the annotation of a GenBank genome assembly.